UGUGAUGAAUGAAAGCGCCUAUGGAUUUACACGGCGUUUAGCGGAGCAGAUGACCAAGACACUCUAUUUCUCUGAUUGAGUUCAAAGGGGUGCCGAUCUGGCGAACCGUAGGCUCCAACUUUUGAUGUGACUUCGCCCACCAAAAGAAACACCCAUGACUGUCGCUUCUCCCCAGGUCCAGCGACGGACGUCCGUCGUCGUCGUCGGCGGUGGCCUCGUUGGCCUCAGCCUCGGCCUGUUCCUUCAGCAACAUCGAGUUCCCUUUGUACUCAUUGAGCGGAACAAUGAUCCAGUCCCCUUACCCCGCGCCCGCGGCUUCGCGCUGCGAACCAUGGAAUUCUUUCGCCAGCUCGGGCUGCAGGAAGAGGUCGAGAAGGCGGCUGCGUCGGCAUGGAAAAUGGGGUCGUUCGGGGGCGUCCGCUUCGGGCAAUCAAUGUUGCAGUCGGAGGCGAUCAAGUUUCCCGAAGGCAUGUCUAAGCACAUGGGUGCCGGCGAGCCAUCACCGUGCAAGAUGUGCGCGUGUCCCCAGCCAGAGGUCGAGGCUAUACUGAAACGCAAUUUGCUUCAUCGAGGAGCCGAUGCUGAUUUCAGGUUUGGCCACGAAGUCGCUGCGCUAGAGCAGAAUAAUGCUGAGGUCGUCUCCGUUCGAAUCCGUGAUACCGCAACAGGUAUCGAGGAGCUCAUCUUGGGCGACUACCUCGUGGCUGCCGACGGCGGACGUAGCCUGAUUCGGCAUGAGCUUGGCCUCUCGCUCGAGGAGCUUGAUCCAGGGCACCCGUUCCUCAAUGUCUUUUUCGAGUGCGACCUUGCAGCGCUACUGACGGAGAAGCGCACGUUCAGCCAAUGCGAGAUUGAGCAGAAGGAGCGGGGCAUCAAGGGCAUCUUUGCAUCUAUGAACAACACCGACAAGUGGGUCCUCCACCUCCAUCGCGACUUCGAUCCAAAGCUGGACCCGGCGAGCCUCUCUGACGAGGACCUCGUCAAGGUCAUCAGGAGCGCAAUCGGACCUGAACCGAUACCGGCCAUCAAGAUUCUCAAUCGUUCGGAAUGGCACUCUGCCGUGCGCGUCGCAAGAGCCUACCGAAAGGGUCGGGCGUUCCUGGCGGGAGACGCAGCCCACAAUAUGCCGCCGUGGGGAGGCUUCAAUGGCAAUUCGGGCAUUGCCGACGCGCACAACAUUGCCUGGAGGCUUGCAGCUGCUCUCCAUGCCGAUGCAAAGGAAGAGACCGACGCGAUCCUGGAUGGAUACGAGCAAGAGAGGAGGCCAUUGGCUAGACUUGCCGGCACGCAGGCUGCGCUGCGAAAGGACCUCGAAGGUCGCUUUGGCAUCCGAACAGAGUCCAACAAGCAACAGGUCGACCAGCAAAUCGACGGCGGUGCGAUCCUGAUGCGCUACCAGUACGGCAACGACACAUCUGGAAAGGCUUCUUCGGUCAAGACACUCGAGGGACAGGUCGGCACGCGUUUCCCGCAUGCCUGGAUCGAUAUGGGCGAUGGUAUCAAACGCUCGACUCUGGAUCUGUUUGGCAAGGAGUCAGUCAUCCUUGCGGGUCCAGAAGCGAAGGAGAUGCUCCGUGGAGGAGCUGUGCGAACGCUCAAAGCUAGCAAGGAUUUCCACUUCCUGGACCAUCCUUCGACCCAGUGGACCACUCUGACAGGGACGACUCAGGUGGGCACAAUUCUGGUCAGACCAGAUGGCUUUGUCAAAGAGCGCACAUCCUAGCAUUCCAUUGGUAGCAAGGGGGAUGCUCUUCUUUGUGAACGAUGAAUGUAGAUGUUUGUUUAAGGUUGCCGUAAUUGAGAACAACCUCUCUUUCUUAUCGAGCGUUAUCGCUCU
Molecule: messenger RNA, 1837 nt
Organism: Acaromyces ingoldii
Lineage: Eukaryota; Fungi; Basidiomycota; Exobasidiomycetes; Exobasidiales; Cryptobasidiaceae
Exons: 2
Coding region: 155-1723 (522 amino acids)
Molecular function (GO): FAD binding
Source: RefSeq, a predicted model, not a curated record